Ochotona curzoniae (black-lipped pika) is the source of this 1104-nucleotide messenger RNA. Its product is annotated as glutathione S-transferase Mu 2-like. NCBI's taxonomy places the organism in Eukaryota, Metazoa, Chordata, Mammalia, Lagomorpha, Ochotonidae. Gene Ontology annotation, biological process: glutathione metabolic process. Gene Ontology annotation, molecular function: glutathione transferase activity. The transcript has 8 exons. Bases 1 to 693 code for a protein of 230 amino acids. The record is from RefSeq and is a predicted model, not a curated record.
AUGGCCAUGAUCCUGGGUUAUUGGGAUAUCCAUGGGGUGAGCAUGCUGGCUCACGCCAUCCGCCUGCUCCUGGAAUGCACGGACACCAGCUACGAGGAAAAGCUAUACUCCAUGGGGGACGGUUUUGUUUCACUUGGUCUUCUCCACAGCCCCGACCAUGACCAAAGCCAGUGGCUGAGUGAGAAAUUCAAGCUGGGCCUGGACUUCCCCAACCUGCCAUACUUGAUUCAUGGGACUCACAAGCUCACCCAGAGCAAUGACAUCUUGUGCCACCUCGCCCACAAACACAACCUGUGUGGGGAGACAGAAGAGGAGAACAUUCGCGUGGACAUUUUGGAGAACCAGCUGAUGGACACCCGCAUGCUGCUGGCUACGCUCUGCUACAGCCCUGACUUUGAGAAGCUGAAGCUGGAGUAUCUGCAGGGCCUCCCUGAGAAGCUGAAGCUGCUGGCUCAGUUCCUGGGGAAGCGGCCCUGGUUUGCAGGGGACAAGAUCACCUUUGUGGAUUUUGUUGCUUAUGACGUCAUUGAAAGGAACCAGGUGUUUGAGCCCCGGUGUCUGGAUGCAUUCCCCACCCUGAAGGAGUUCCUAGCCCGCUUUGAGGGCCUGGAGAAGAUCUCUGCCUACAUGAAGUCCAGCCGCUUCCUUCCAAGACCUGUAUUCACCAAGAUGGCCACGUGGGGCAACAAGUAGGGCCAUGAAAGGCCAGGAGACAGGAGGAGCCGUGUCAGCCUGCUACCCAGAACCUGGGGUGAGGGGGCAGCUGGUCCCCCUGUGUCCCUGGCACUGCCUUCUUCCUCUCACUCCCUUCUUAUCCUCAAAGCCUUUUGCUUCUCUUUCCUCUACCUCCUUCCUGUUCCAAAAAUACCCUCUAGCCUCUUCCCCCUCCCCAUGCCAGGGAGUUCCCUCUCUUGUCUUUCCUGUGUUCUGUCUGUCAGUAGCUGUGUCUACUCUGAGGAGCCCGACUGGAUCCCUGGCCUGGAGGUCCAUCCCCAGACUCCUGGAGUCUGAAGGACCAGCACUGCUUGGGGGUAUAAGCCCUGUUCCCCCAUGUAGUUGUUGUUACAACCCUGUCUGCUCCCCAGUAAAGUUUGCAACGUGUUU